Phytophthora infestans T30-4 is the source of this 1617-nucleotide messenger RNA. Its product is annotated as threonine dehydratase, putative. The transcript has 8 exons. The coding region runs from base 15 to 1595 and encodes 526 amino acids. Gene Ontology annotation, molecular function: threonine deaminase activity. The record is from RefSeq and is a predicted model, not a curated record. Gene Ontology annotation, biological process: L-threonine catabolic process. Lineage: Eukaryota; Oomycota; Peronosporomycetes; Peronosporales; Peronosporaceae.
CUCGAUCUGCCAGAAUGUUGCGGCGCUGUCUGUCAUCGCUGACCACCAAGCCGUCUUGGGUGCGCCCGGGCUCGCACGACUACCUGCGCGAGGUGCUUGAGAGCCGCGUCUACGACGUAGUCGUCCAGACGCCACUGCAGCUCGCUCCGGCGCUGACGCAGUCCCUGCCGGGCAAUUGCCGCCUCUUCCUGAAGCGCGAGGACAUGCAACCCACCUUCUCGUUCAACUUACGUGGCGCCUAUAACAAGAUUGCCAACCUGACGCAGGCCCAGCGAGAAAGGGGCAUUGUGGCCUGUGCAGCCGGCAACCACCUGGAAGGCGUGGCUUACGCCGCCGCUAAGCUGGACGUCGAUGCCAUCGUCAUUGCGCCUGUCGGCACGGCACAGAACGUUUCUUACUCCACCAAGAGCAAGAUCACGGUGGUGGAACACGGUGCCGACUUUGAUGCAUCAAUGAAAGAGGCGUUCCGUGUUGCGCAGACUGAGGGCCGAUCCCUGGUGCAUCCCUUUGAUGACCCAUUUGUGAUCGCUGGAAACGGCACGAUCGCCAUGGAGAUCCUGAAGGAGACGGCUGGAGAACGCCCGGCAGCGAUUUUUGCCCCUGUGGGCGGAGGUGGCUUGAUUGCUGGGAUUGCCGCUUAUGUAAAGGAGGUGGCUCCCGAUGUGAAAGUCAUCGGCGUAGAGGCUGAAGGCGCUAACCUCUUGGAAGCUUCGCUGAAGGAGGGCUGUCCAGUGGCCAUCCCGAGUGUCAACCGAUUUACGGAGGAAGUGGGCAUUAAGACCAUUGGCACGGAGAACUUCCGACUAUGCAAGGACCUGGUGGACGAAGUGAUUACUGUCUCGACCGACGAGAUCUGCUCUGCCAUUAAAGACGUGUUUGGCGACACACGCUCACUCAUGGAGCCCACUGGUGCGAUCAGUGUUGCUGGUGCCAAGAAGUAUGCUCGUGUGAAGAACGCGCAGAACGAAAAAUACGUGGCUGUACUGGCCGCCGCUAACAUGGACUUUGAUCGAUUGCGUUUUGUCUCGGAGCGUUCAGAUGAUCGCGAGCGGUUUAUGGCUGUUAAGAUCCCCGAGAAGAUCGGUAGUUACCAGGAACUUUACAACGUCAUCUUCCCACACAACGUGACCGAGUUCACGUACCGUAUGGACUCCGAGGGUGACAGUGAGGCUCGUAUCUGCAUGAGUAUCCAGACGAAGACCGAGGAAGAGUUUGUCAACGUCGUUAAGGCCAUCAACGAGCGCGGCGACAUGCACGCCACCGAUCUGGCCUCCAACGAGCUGGCCAAGUCACAUCUGCGUCACCUCGCUGGUGGCCGUCCUGAGAACGUCACCAACGAGCGGGUGUUCCGCAUUGAGUUCCCCGAACGCCCCGGCGCGCUGAAGGACUUCCUCGAUACUCUCGGUCAAUCUGCGCGUCAGUGGAAUAUCAGUCUGUUCCAUUACCGCAAUCACGGAGCCGACAUUGGCCGCGUACUCGUCGGUUUCCAGGUGCCCAAGAAGGAUAAUGCGGCAUUCCAUGCAUUCCUGAGCCAGGUGGGCUUCCGCUGCGAGGAGGAGACGAAAAACCAGGCCUUCACUCACUUCCUGCACUAAGAAUACCCUAGAAAACUUCAAU